ACACCCGCCGAAAUAGUCACUCCGCGGGUGGUUUAUGCGGGGGAGAGCUUAUGAUAGGGUGAAUUUAGGAGAGCACCCGCUUUUCGGGGGCUGCAUUUUACAUAACACCCUCCUCAUUCUUGAAUUUUGAUUGAACUCUUGAGAUUGAGUUAAGUUCUCCUCCUACAGCUUACCCCCUAGUGCGUCGAAAGCCAUAGCGUCGCAAAUACUUCAUCAAUCAACAUGAUUCAAAUUGGGAACGGUAGCUGAAAUUAAGAGCUACAACAUAUCCAAGUUUCGCGACAUUCCAACGGCUAGUGUUUCGUCGACGUCGUUUCUUGUGAAGACGACUUUUCUGUCCAGAAUUUCGGAGUUAUAUUUUGAGUAAUUCUAGCUCCUAAGUUCACCUAGACUCCGUCCUUAAUCCUAACAAGUGGUAUCAGAGCCAUAUUAAGGACAUUGAGAGGAGUCUACAGAAGUGUGAAGACCCUUCUAGACCCACCAUGGCCUGUGGGUGUGCCUAAGUGGCGUUCUAAAGGUUGGAUGUGUCUUCCGCUAAGGGGAAACUCUGCCGAAAUUUCGUGGACGCUGAUACUUGUGAAAAUAUCGGGGGAGCUGAGUGUGGACAGCAAAGGGGAGCUGAAAUUCGUCAUUUCUCAAGGAGAAGAUGAAUGAGAGAGGAGGAGAUGCUAAUGGAAGAGGAGCUGUAGCUGAGAAGACAAGUGAGCCGCCGCCAUCAAAAGUUGAAGCUUUGGAUGGCUCCAACUAUGAGGAAUGGAGCGGACGGACGAGGAGUGCCUUCAAACGCUACAAGCUACUGAAGAUUGCUGUUGGGGAAGAGAAGAUGCUGGAAGAAGGCGAAGCACGCGAACGGUUGCACCAGUCACAUGACCCCACGGGCAGAUUUGCUUGAUGAGGUAAAACCCCCUGGGAAGAUUAAGUAUGUGGCAGCAGCGUCAGCACUACAGGACCAGCCAAGACCCCACUUGCACUUGUGCACAUGGAUGUGGUGGGGCCCACAAGAGCCCCUUCCCUCUCAGGCAGCCGCUAUUUCUUGACAAUUGUAGAUGACCACACUCGGGCAGUGUGGGUUUACCCUUUGAAGAGCAAGGGGGAGGUGGCAGCGGCUGUCCUUAAGGAGUGGAUGCCUAGAGCUCAGAGGGAAUGCGGACACAAGAUUCUUGAAUUUUGAUUGAACUCUUGAGAUUGAGUUAAGUUCUCCUCCUACAGCUUACCCCCUAGUGCGUCGAAAGCCAUAGCGUCGCAAAUACUUCAUCAAUCAACAUGAUUCAAAUUGGGAACGGUAGCUGAAAUUAAGAGCUACAACAUAUCCAAGUUUCGCGACAUUCCAACGGCUAGUUUUUCGUCGACGUCGUUUCUUGUGAAGACGACUUUUCUGUCCAGAAUUUCGGAUUUAUAUUUUGAGUAAUUCUAGCUCCUAAGUUCACCUAGACUCCGUCCUUAAUCCUAACAAGACGCAGCAGCAGCAGUCAUUGCAGCAGCAGCAGCAGCAGCCGCAGAAGCUACAGCAGCAGCCAUGGGCUCGCCUCCCGCCGGGGUGGCCAGGAGCCCCUGGAGGUGGUGGCCGGGGUGGCGGUCCUCGCAGCUCGGCGUCUACCGGCGGCUUCGGUAUUGCAGGCCGCCAGUACCAGCUCUAGACCGGGCCCCUUCAUGGCACUGUGUGCCGCCGCCCGCACCCGACCGCCUGCGACUUCCGCCGCCUCGACGACCUCUUCCGUCGCCGCUUCGGCCCGGCCCCGAACCUCCUGACUGGCACAGUGUGCUGCACCACAGUGUGCUUGUUUUUGACCUAGAC
Messenger RNA from Closterium sp. NIES-67, 1795 nucleotides. Lineage: Eukaryota; Viridiplantae; Streptophyta; Zygnematophyceae; Desmidiales; Closteriaceae. The record is from the annotation of a GenBank genome assembly.